Messenger RNA from Papilio machaon (common yellow swallowtail), 1209 nucleotides. RefSeq lists its product as uncharacterized. The coding region runs from base 22 to 1209 and encodes 395 amino acids. Gene Ontology annotation, molecular function: nucleic acid binding; zinc ion binding. The record is from RefSeq and is a predicted model, not a curated record. The transcript has a single exon. Lineage: Eukaryota; Metazoa; Arthropoda; Insecta; Lepidoptera; Papilionidae.
AAUUGGUGUCAGGUGUGGGGUAUGGCGAGUAAAAGUUUAUUAUUGAACGAUUUGAAGGUGGCAGAGUUAAGAAACGAGUUGGAAGAAAGAGAUCUCGAUGCAAGUGGCAAGAAAAGCGAACUGAGACGGAAACUUCGUCUCGCGUUGGAGGAGGAGGGUAAGGAUCCGGACACUUUCGUAUUUGAAAUUACUUCCGCUGUCGGCGUCAGUACAAUUGUAGAGAAAAUUGGAGAAACUUGUAGAAUUUUAACGGAAAAAGUUAUCGAUAUGGAGGAGACAUCAAAAAAUUUUAAGGAGAAAGUUAAUAAGGAUAUUGAAAAAUUCGAACAACAGAUUAUUGACAUAAAAUUACAAAUAGCGGCUUUUCAGAUGUCUGAACCCAAGGACAAGUCAUGUAAGGACAACGACACAGUACGUCAGAGUACAUCGCAUUCGGCCAUCGAUACAGAACUGACGAAGAUGCACUUGAAAGUACCCGAAUUCGACGGUAAGACAUGCUGGAGUAAUUAUUACCGACAAUUUGAAGCAGCGUCCAGAGCAAAUUCUUGGACCGAUUCCGAAAAAGCUUUGGCAUUAACAUUAGCCCUCCGUGGAGAGGCCACGAAUAUUCUGCAGACUGUUAGCAUCAAGGAACAGGAUGAUUAUAAUGUUCUAGUCAAACAUCUGGAAUUGAGAUUCGGUCAAAGUCAUCUGGAGCAUGUAUAUCAUUCUCAAUUGAAAAACCGUGUUCAAAAACAAAAUGAAACUCUGCAAGAAUUUGAAGCUGAUGUUGUUCGUUUAGCUCGCCUCGCAUACCCAGCCACUCCCGAGAAUGUGAUGGAGCGCUUGGCUAUUCAAGCAUUUUUAGAUGGUCUUCGGGACCAAGAAACAAGACGGGCUUUAAUUUUAGCUCGCCCUGAAAAAUUAGUCGAUGCUUUGGCUCGUGCAUUGGAGUUUGAAGCGGCAAAAGACACAUGCAGAGGUUUAGUACGAGUCCGUAUGAUGGAGAAUAGUCAUGAGGAGGCUACUAUCGAAGAAGAAAUUGUAAGAAGGGUGAUUAAGGAAAUGAUGCCUGUAAAAACACGUUUACGAUGCUGGCACUGCGGGAAAGUAGGUCACGUGCGAAGCAUGUGCAAAGAAGCUGCACAUAUAAUUGUCAAAAAAAUCGCUACGCUGCUGGGAUUGUGGCAAGUUAGGACAUUUACGUGGUCACUGCGAGAGAGAGGUUGA